Aphanomyces astaci is the source of this 258-nucleotide messenger RNA. RefSeq lists its product as hypothetical. Bases 1 to 258 code for a protein of 85 amino acids. NCBI's taxonomy places the organism in Eukaryota, Oomycota, Saprolegniomycetes, Saprolegniales, Verrucalvaceae. The record is from RefSeq and is a predicted model, not a curated record. The transcript has a single exon.
AUGCAACAUGCUAAUGAUACGCGAUGCGUGGGCCUGUUUGCGAGUGCCCAGUCGUUUGAGCUGCAUGUGCUGAGGAUGCUGCUGGCCUUGGAAGGCAUGCAGCUGGCGAGGGUGAGUUUUCGCCGGUUUGAUGAGUUCAAGGACGCCAUGCGCGUGUGGUAUGAACGGGAGCGCUUUGAGCGCUGGACUGUGGGCUUGGGAUGUAUCGAGUUGUGCAAUGACGAGACAUUGCUGGAGUUCAUUGUAGCGUUCGUGUAG